UGGAUGCGACAUGUCAAACCGUUGAUCACUGUAGUUCUAGUUCACUUUACUUGUUAUUAAUAACCUAAAACAUUUAAUUUGUUUACAGUAACUCGAAAUAUUCACUGCGUUAACUCAAUUUAAUCAGUUUCUAUGUGAAUUGACUUGAAGUGUAAAAGGCAAAAGGUGUUUCUUUUCUUCGUGUAGGUGCCGUAUAUUAGGCUCAAUGCGUAAGGUUUAUUAAAUAGUAAUAAUCAUACUAAUUAUUUAGAAGCGAUAGAAAUGGAAACAACGAAAGGAGAUGCAUCGGAUGAAGACGUUCCUAGUGAUUUCUUCGACGACUUCAACAAGGACGAGUUCAUGGAGGGUCUACAAGUGAUCGACAGUUGGGACGACAAGGAGAAGAAACGCCGGAUGUCGCGCAUCGACACGGAGGCGUUGGACAGCGUGAAGGACCUUCGCGAGCUGAUCGACGACCGCCACAGCAAGGAGCGCGACCGACACGGCAACGAGCGGCAGCGCCGGAGAGAGGACCUCGACGAGUACAUCAAACCCGGCAGCCGCCGCGACCCCAACAAGACCAAGGAAGCCAUCAAGCGCGACAAGGAAGUGAAGGUCAAGGAGUAUCUCGCCAAGAGUUUGGACUCCACGGACGAGCUGAAGCCGCCCGGUACGGAGCUGGACGACUUCUUCGAAGAAAACAAGACACCGAAACCGCCACCGGAGGAGCCCGCGCAGAAAAAGAAGCGUUCGAGAUCGAAAGAGCGUCACCAGUCACCUGUCAGACACCAACGGAAGAGUCCCCGCCGGAGUCCAGCGCGUCGCAGCCCUGCACGCCGCAGUCCCGGACGUCGCAGCCCCAUUCGCCGGAGUCCCCGACGGAGUCCGAGAUGGUCGCCGAGUCGACGUGGCGCGUCACCUUUCCGCGGGAAAUAUCAGUUCUUCAAGCCGCGCUGGAACCCCGGGAUGAACCGGCAUUUCAGCCCGCGCCGCAGCCCCCGCCGCAGCCCACGCCGCAGCCCGCGCCGCAGCCCGCGACGCCGCUACUCGCGCUCCCCGCCGCCGCGCCGCUACUCGCGCCGCUCGCGCUCCGCCUCCAGAGAACGAGACCGAGACAACUUCCUCUACCCUAGAGAACCUACACAUGAUUACCCACAUUUUGACAUUCCUACCUCACAAUUUGCUCAUGUACAUCCUGGGGCGAAUCCGGGAUACCCGUAUCCCCAGAUGCCCCAGGAAUACCCUCCGGGGUAUGCGGGUCCCCCGUUUAACUUUCUGACUCCCGAGCAGCCCCUGGCUCCGGGCAUUGAAGUAACUUUCCCCAAUUCUGCAUCGGCGCCUCAACCUGUACCUGCACCUCAAAUGAUGAACCCUGCUCCUCCGAUGAUGAACCCAGUGCCGCCGAUGAUGAACCCCGUGCCGCCGAUGAUGAAUCCCAUGCCGCCGAUGAUGAAUCCCGUUCCGGCCCCGACCAUGGUCCCGGCGCCUACACAAGUACCUCUACCUGAAAACCCUCCGCUUUCCGCUCCUAUUAAAGAUGUCACCAAACCGUUUGAUGCUCUGGCUCAAUUAGUGGCAGAAGGCAAAAUUAGUCAAGAGGACUACUUAAAGCUGGCACCAACAAAGGUCACCAGUAUGGACACGAACAAAAGAGUAAUGGUGAUGAAUCGGUGUAACACGUCAUUGGGCAAGCUGGGACAGUUGUUGCUGCCGAACCGUCUGAUGAUGAACACCAGCAUGGUGGGCCCGGAGCCGAAGAGCCUCGCCCCGAAGUACUGUUCUCCGCUGAAGCGUCAGGGCGCCGUCGACUUCCACUUCACGAAGAUGAGCGGGCGAGCGACGGCGCAGCAGAACAAGCAGCUGGUGAACAGCAUCAUCAACACGCUCGGGCUGGAGAAGGUGGUGGGGAAGCAGAAGAUAAAGGUGCCUAAAGACAUGAAGGACGCGGCGUGCCAGACGAGCAAGCCGUACUGCGACGUGUGCGAGGUGCGGGCGGCGACGCGGCUCUGCAACGCCGGCACCAGUGUGGACGUGGAUCACUUCUGCUCGACGGUACACACACAAGUGGUGGAGCAGGACCUCAUUAGCUCUAAGGCGGUGUUCGCCCCGAGCGGCAGCAUAGCGGACGGGGCGCCCAUCUCUAUUGCUCACAUGACUCCCGCGCAACUUGUCUCGCAGCUCGCCGCUCGGGCGAAGACCUUGAAACAGUCUGACCCUGUCCCGUCUAACCACAACCAAUAUACCAGGCGACCGAACUAUGAUCAACAGUACGAUCAGCAGUAUCAGAAUAACUACAAUAAUUAUCGGUAUUAAUAAUUUGGCUGUUUUUGAUUUGCCUCCUAAGUGGUAAGUGGCAAGUCCUAUGUCGGACUGAUUUUCUUGGUCUUCAUUAAAAUCAGUAAUUUUCACACUUGAUUCCAAUGGACAGAAAGUCCUAUUAGCUGUCACAAAAUUGUUUGCAUUAUUUGUAUAAUUGAGAAUACUUAAUUUGAUUGAUGCGCAUUAUUAUCUUCUAUCAAGUGUGCAAAAAUAAUGAGUAAGGACCUAAGUUUAAUUUCGAUUUUAAAUAUGUAUAUGUCUCUGUUGAAUGAGUUACCUAUUUGGUAUAUUCUCGUUUGUUACCGACAGGGAUAAAUGGGAAUAUGCAUUUAUUUUUAAACCUUUUCGACGCCGUGUCCUACAACCGCUGUCACUCAGACGCCACCUGACCUUGCCAAAGUGUUAAAACUGAAUUUGAACUUUUUUUCAUAAUACACGCAAGUCUAUGCUGGCCUGAGAUCUGUGACGGAAUAAACUAUGGCGUUGGACGGUUCUGAUCAGUCUUUGGCUUCAAAAGGGUUAUUGGUAUAGUAAUAAAAUAAUUUAGUUAAUAUAAGACUAGUCUACGCUUGAUAUAAUGCAAUCUUUGUAAUUGUGACCUACCGAAAUUGAAUGAAUUGGUUGGAAAUCGAUUAAGUGUGCGUACUUCACGCCACAUCUCUGAUUAACGAUUUGGUUUGUAACAUAAGACGACUCGUGUAGGUGUGACGAAUCGUGUGCGACACGACAAAUUGAACUACCUACUGAAUGGCUGAUUUUGACACAAGUUUGAGAAAACCGUCAGGGUUUACUGAUUUAGUCUCUGAUUCCGUUGUUGAACUUGACAAA
Messenger RNA from Leguminivora glycinivorella, 3126 nucleotides. Its product is annotated as arginine-glutamic acid dipeptide repeats protein-like. The coding region runs from base 262 to 2292 and encodes 676 amino acids. The transcript is spliced from 4 exons. The record is from RefSeq and is a predicted model, not a curated record. Lineage: Eukaryota; Metazoa; Arthropoda; Insecta; Lepidoptera; Tortricidae.